Messenger RNA from Andrographis paniculata, 1569 nucleotides. RefSeq lists its product as uncharacterized. NCBI's taxonomy places the organism in Eukaryota, Viridiplantae, Streptophyta, Magnoliopsida, Lamiales, Acanthaceae. Gene Ontology annotation, cellular component: catalytic step 2 spliceosome. Bases 1 to 1569 code for a protein of 522 amino acids. The transcript has 8 exons. The record is from RefSeq and is a predicted model, not a curated record. Gene Ontology annotation, molecular function: zinc ion binding; RNA binding.
AUGGAUGCUGAGGAUUUUAUGGAACUUCCCGGUCCCAGUAGUUUAGGGCAUGGGAGCGAGAAUGAUACUCCGUCUGCAUUUGGCCAUGACUCUAAAAAUUCUGGUUCUCUACCUCCGAACUUGCAGUUAAUGGAUGAGGUUAAUGGUGAGAACCCAACAAUAUUAAAUGGAUUACAUGUGACCAUGGAAACUUCAGUGCUAUCUGAGACUGAAAAGGAAGCAGAUAUGAACCCUGAAGUCCAGCCAGUUUGUGUCGAAAUGACAAAAUCAGUUAAGAUACAAGAAGAAAAGUCAUCCAUCAGCUCUACACACACAUUGGUUGCUCACAGUGAAUUCGUUUCCAAUCUUGAGAAAGAUGAUCCCCUUUUGAGUAAGGACAAGAAAGAUGCUAGUUAUGUUUCUGGGGUUAAGAGACCUCGAAUGAUUGUUGAUGAGCAGCAACCUUCAGUGCAUAUAAUAUUUAACUCUUUGCCCAGAAAAAGUAAACAAAAACUUGAAGAGCUACUAAAGCAGUGGUCGCAUUGGCAUUCACAGAGCUUCUUGCCAUCAGAUGAUUCAAGUGUAAUUACGGAAUCUGGAGAAGAGACCUACUUUCCUGCUCUUCAUGUUGGCGUGGAUAACCCUUCUUCUGUUACCUAUUGGGUGGAUAACCAAACAAGGACGCGACCAAAUAAGGAGUUUACACCAUUGGAUGACACCUCUGUUCCUCUAUAUGAUCGUGGAUAUUCUUUAGCUUUGACUUCAGCUGGUGGUUCCGGUGGUACGGAUGGUGGAGGGGAAGAACUGGAUAGUUCUCGUUGUUUCAACUGUGGCUCGUACAACCAUGCACUGAAAAGUUGCCCCAAACCUCGCAAUAAUGCUGCUGUCAAUAAUGCUCGGAAACUCCACAAGUCUCGAAGGACUCAACAAGCCAAUUCUCAUAAUACUACUCGAUAUUAUCAGAGUCCCAAAGUAGGAAAAUAUGAUGGCUUGAUUCCGGGUGUACUUCAUGCUGAGACACGUGAAGCCUUGGGCAUUGGGAAGCUUGAUCCACCUCCAUGGCUUAACAGAAUGCGAGAAUUAGGAUACCCACCAGGCUACCUAGUUGUUGAAGUAAAUGAAGAGGAUCAGCCAUCAGGUCUUACAAUUUUUGGCGAAGAGGAUACUAAGGAAGAAGGCGAAGAAGGUGAAAUUCUAGAUGUAGGCCUCCCCAAGCCAUCUAAAAUGUCUGUCAAGUUUCCAGGGAUAAAUGCCCCAAUACCAGAAAAUGCAGACGAAAGACUUUGGGCGUCACCCAGCCCUUUUAAUUCUCAUCAGCAUAGGGAUGAUCCAAAGUGGAGGUACAAUCACCAUCCGACUGAACAUCUGACCCGAUGGCGUCAUUCUGAGCAUAGGUGGUCGUCAAAAGGGCUGGACGAUGAGGGCCCUCCCGGCUGUGAGCCAGGAACAAGUCCCUCAUUGUCCUAUCAUCUUCGAAGAUACAGUGAUACCAACAAUGCCAAUAAUUAUUACUCUCGUAGUCCACAAGACAGCCCGGCAACACCCUGGAAUUCUCUCUAUAACCGGUCGUCGUCUUUCAGACACAGGUAG